Molecule: messenger RNA, 1536 nt
Organism: Capronia coronata CBS 617.96
Lineage: Eukaryota; Fungi; Ascomycota; Eurotiomycetes; Chaetothyriales; Herpotrichiellaceae
Exons: 2
Coding region: 1-1536 (511 amino acids)
Source: RefSeq, a predicted model, not a curated record
AUGCUAUCGUUCAGCAGACCCUGGAGGGUCUUCAGGUGGCAAGCAACUUCGCAGGUGCAUCGCCACAAAAAGUCACUGUCAUCUGUACCCAUUCAGCGGUACUUUGGGACAAGAAGCCAAUCGAAAAGCAGGUUAACCAGGGACCAGGCCGAGCUUCGGGAAGCACGGCGGCAGAUUUUCAACGUCGAGGAACACUUCAAGGACUACGCGACCUCCGAGAGCUAUCUCACUGCGUUGAGGAAAGCCCAGCGUAGACUGGACGCAUUGCUGAUAAACAGCAGGAACGAGAAAGUGCGAGCACAGUUGCUUCGCAAGUACCAGCAUCUGAUCGGGGACAGAGAGCUUCAUGUAUUCUAUGUUGACAGUGUGAUGUACCACCUGGAAGGCAGCACAGACAAAGAGCGAGAACUUAGUGGAAUACCACAGCUACGACAACACCUUCAAGAUCUUCAGGGCGAAACAAUUUUCAAGGAGAGAGACCACUUCAUCACCACCAGGAUUCCAGCAUUGAUUGGCUCGUUCAUGGCUUGGAUGGAAUCCAAAAAGAACGAGGGUGCCCCUGAAGAGCGGCGGCAGCUUCCAGAUGCCCAUGAGCUCGAACUCCGCCAUUCCGUCACUACGUGGGCUGACGCGAUGCACGCAGCUUUUGAGAAGAACAUCGAUCAUCCCCUCGAGCACAACACUGAGGAGAUCAAUCGCCAAUGCGCAAAGGUGGCCAAUCGUUGGUGGGUUUGGCCUCAUCCAUCGGUGGCUGCAUGGGUGAGGCACCAGGGCAGUCAUUACACCAGUAUUCGUGGCAGGAGAUGCUGGAACACAGAUCUUCUACGAUCCUUCUAUGAAGUUACAUCCCGAAACUGGCAAGUCUUUCAUGGCCAGACAGAACGUAUCUUCAAGGCCCUAGAGACCAACAUCAUCAGCCCCUGGGAAGCAUAUGAACACCAGUGCCGCAAGCUGGAAGCCCCUGUCAACUUUCUCACUACGUUGGCAGCAAGGAUCCAUAUUUUGAUCCUGAACGUGGCUUCUGCAAUCAAUGCAUACCGCAAAGGGAUGUCGAGAAUCGUACUUUCUUACAAACAAUUUGGUAAGCUGAUAUGGAUAGGACCUGUUGUGUCUUUGGUCCUUCUUGCUGUUUUCUUUUCGUUUUGGGCUAACUCCAAGACAGGGAAAGGGUCCCACGCGAGACGCGUCAAAACACUACACAGCCGUGUUUCAAGCGAGGCGUUCGUCGACGACUUCCGAUCCCGUCUUUCCGGAGACUUCGACGAGCUGAUCACAGAGACCUCACAAGCCAUCUCAGAUAGGCUUGGCCGCGAAUUCGGGGCCCUCCGAAGCGAUGUCGACCUCAUGCAGAAGAAACAACGGUCCGAGUUCUAUGAGACCUACUACGAAAAUCAUUGGAAAAGCGUGGCCCAGCUUCAUGGGGUGAAGGCCGCAAUCGAGAAAUUGGUCGACGAUAUGAACAAUCUUGCUGCUCCGGCCAGAGAGAUGGCCCAAAAGCAAUAUGCUCUAGCCUCACCAGACAACAGACCAGUCUGA